Molecule: messenger RNA, 4449 nt
Organism: Penicillium psychrosexuale
Lineage: Eukaryota; Fungi; Ascomycota; Eurotiomycetes; Eurotiales; Aspergillaceae
Exons: 6
Coding region: 1-4449 (1482 amino acids)
Molecular function (GO): ATP-dependent chromatin remodeler activity; ATP binding
Source: RefSeq, a predicted model, not a curated record
AUGAGCAGGAAGAAUCUAAAAAGAGGAUUCUCACAAAGGCUCAGCCCAAGGGCAGCGCAGCUGCCGCCCCAAAGGAGGUUAGAUCUCAAAAGUACUAUCGCGGCACCGUCGAAGAAGACCCCGGCUCAGGCUCAACCCAAGGGUAGUGCAGCCGCCCCAAAACAAACACCGUCGAAGAAAACCCUGGCUCAGGCUCAGCCCAAGGGUAGUGCAGCCGCCCCAAAACAAACACCGUCGAAGAAGACCCCGGCUCAGGCUCAGCCCAAGGGCAGCGCAGCCGCCGCCCCAAAGGAGGUUAGAUCUCAAAAGUACUAUCGCGGUUGGAUCUCUAACAAUAUGCAGGCACCAUCGAAGAAGACCCGCACCAAAACCAACAACGCUCUAGAGGAGGCUCUCCCAGUGCGACAUAACCGCCAAGGAUGGGUCAAAACAGAAGGCAGAGAGACGCUUCUCGCCGGAUACCUCGGUUUCCAAAAGGUUGAGGAGCUUCGGAGAUUCAUAAUCUCCUGGCCAAUCCUGAGUCUCUGGCACAUAUUUGACAAGGAUGCCAAGAAAAUGCAGAAGAAGGGUGUUUUUCGACUUGCUGACGAGCAGUGGGACAAUUUGUCCAGCAUCAGUACCGGUGUAUCAGAGAACUUCGCCGUCCCCGAAAACGCUAGCCCGGACUUCACGAAAGCCCAAAAGCAGAAGCGUGUGGCUUGGGUGUGCAUUCGCCUAGCGCAUGUCACUGAAUCGAAAUACGCUGUGUGGUCGGACGCUAAGAACAUCCAGGAGACCAAGUGCUCCCAGGAUAAGUUCACAAAGGAGAACCCAGAUUUCAAAUUUCCCAGCGCAGAUGCUCAAACCCCGGUCCCCCGUGUAUCCAUCACUUAUCACCCAGAAUUUGGGGAGACAAGACUUGAGCUUCUCAACCGCUCCUGGGAGCUGUUUCGCUACUUCUCCUGGCUCUUUCACACGGCAAACGUAUGGAGUCGUGUGGAGAGCGUGGAAGCAAUGAAGAAGGCCGCCGUCGUACAGGACGAAAAUCUGCCACCAUGGAUGAGAGCCCCAAAAGAAGUUGUGAAAUCAGCCCUCGGCCCUCACAAGACACACGAAAAUUACCACCCAAUCAAAAUCACCGCACAUUGGCACCGCAACAAACGCUUCCCAGGACGAGAGGACCUCGAGUUAACUCUCACACAGGCCGAGGAGAAGGGGUUAACCAUCCCCUCCGAAGUACUGAAGGUGAACAAGGAGACGCGUGCAUUCACUACUGUGGCAAUGUUCCGCGAUUACCUUCGGGCUAUUUACAAUUGCCGUCAACUCGGACUCGAUUUAUACUCAGUGAAAAUGAGACACACAUCUCCCAUUGAUGACGAGGAUUUGUCCCGCGAUAUUUUGAGGGAUGAAUGGGAUUUGAUCAGGUCCACGAUGAUGGACCCUUUGAUUUCCGACUUCAGAUUGGACAUUAUCCUCAGUGCAAACGAGCCCGACGAUGAGGAAAUGUAUGAGGAGGGUAUAAUGCCGAGAGUCAUUGAAGAAGCCUUGAUGGCAGAAGCGGAAGCUGGAUCACAGGGUCCACGGCAGCUGGAUGAAACUGUUGUCUCCAGGAUCCUGAGCUCAUCCCAAAAGGAUACCACACUUCAACCUAAGGAGUGUGAUUCUUUAGCAGACCAAAUCCUCUGGUACAACGGACACGAUGUUAACACGGUGUCCGGGCGCCGGGAGUGGCAAAAGCAGCUUGUUUCGAAUUUACUUGCUGGCCUUAAGGCCGGCAAGCCGAAGCUAGUAAACAUGCCAAAAACCCUGCUGGCCACAAAAGAAGAAAUGGCCAGUGUGGAACAAGCUCAGCAGCAGGCACACAGGGACAGUGAGGACCAAGUCAUUUACUCGGACAAUGACUACUCCGUCCUGCAGCGCGCCUUCUCAGGAAAUCAAGAUCGCUGUGGGCCACCGCUAGACCUGUGUCUUUCCCUUCUUGUGUGUGAGUUGCAUAGAAAUGAGGGACGAUACCGCUCCCUAAUUUUGAGCAACCAUACCAAGAGUACUUUUUACAACUACCAGAUAACCGGAGCCAUCGGGAUUGUCCUCAAGCUCCUGGGCAAAAUUGACGCUGCAAAGUUAUUUGAGAGAUGCCCCGAUGUGGGAUGGACACUCGAGCAACUCGACCUUGCAGAACAUGCCGCAACAAAGCUCGAAGAUUUACAGACACACGGGGCCAUUCUUGCUGAUGGAACAGGCUUUGGAAAGACCAAGCAAUGUCUGUUGGCAGCGUUGAUAUUUUCAAUUCUGGGCACUGAGAAUAUGCCAAUGUUACUACUUGUCCCUGCCCCUCUUGUCAGUCAGUGGCUACAGGAAGUCAGGCGUGAUUGGGAUGGCCUUGUGCCAAUUCUCUCAUACGAAGAUCCUGUCCUGAAAGAACAGAUGCUUGGGAGCAGACUGACCGUCCAUCAAAUGUGGAAUUUGAGUUUCCCUCAGAACCUGAGGUACAUUCUUGACAAGACCAACCCAGACGCGCGAAAAAUCCUGAUUAUCACCUCAUAUGAAACGCAUAUCAGACGAACAUCUUGGGUGAUUACGAAAAAGGACGGGGAUUAUUGGACUACGCGUCAUGACAAUCGUUUCGGCCUGGUUAUUGCUGACGAGGCCCAUCGCGUCAAAAACAAGCAAACAGCAAUUGCAUCUAUUCUCAAGAUGCAAAAGCCUAGAGCCCUUAUCUUUGCAACCGCAACCCCUAUGUUCAACUCAAUUCGGGAUCUAAUAGGACUUAUUGACUUGAUAGGCGUUCGCGGUUUGCAGUGCUUGUCGCAAGCUUGCCAAGACCCUACCGUCAAAGCAGAGUAUGAUCAACUACGUGCAAAAUCUUCAAAAAAUAAAAAGCGGGAGUUGAAGGAAAUCCACAAAACUUCCCCACUCCGCUUGAUGCUGCUUGAUGCUACAGUCCUGAAUGAUCUGAUACGCCACCGUGAGACCCUCCCGAUGGAGGCCGAUUACUUUGGGUUUGUUUUGAACCUAAUUGCAAUCCAAAGAUCGCCAGGGUCAUGUUUGCCAAAUUCUUCAGGCCCUUCUAUUGCCAUGAAAGACAUGUUCAAAACCAUCACCUUCAGAACCGCAGAUGUGGAGCUGUCUACAGAAGAGAAAAUGGUGUAUCAGGCUUUCCACGCUAAAGCUGCGGAGGAGUACAUUGUUGAAACCGCAAUAGAAAGGACCGCCAAUCCUGGACAGCGGGUCAAAUCCAAAUUCAUAGCCGCCACAAAGUCACUGCGCAAGCUUGCAAUUGCGAACUUCUCAACUACUCUUGCCAUCCUGAACGCGAAAUUGGAACUCGGCGACUCGAACACGCAUGUGGCCACCUUGCACGAAUGGCGACAGGAAAAUAUUGCUGCCGAAUGGGUUUAUAUGGUGACGAAGGAAGAUACCGACUGCGCCAUUCACUCCGCGGAUGACUUGAUUAAGUUCUUAGUUCAUGGCUCGCCACGGCUAAGACUGAUCUUCCAACAGCUCCUGGACCGAAAGGUAUUCGAAGAGGUGGACAAAAGCAGGUUUGGUCACCAUCAAAAAGUCUUGAUCGUCGACUCUUGUCCACUUAAUGCAUGGUAUGCGGAGGUGGUUCUGCGUGCUGCUCUGGUUGACGCUCGAACGUUGCAUUCGGCUCUUGAGCCGAGCGAGCGUGAUACCAUGGUGAACGAAUUCAACGACCCCCAAAGCACAUUACGAGUGCUUAUCACAACGUAUGACAUGGGCUCAGUGGGCCUGAAUCUUCACCACGCCUGUAAUAGGGUCAUCCUGACAUCCCCCGGUCGUAGCUGGGCCCAAGAGGCCCAGGCAGCCGGGCGUGCUCUCCGUAUAACGUCUGAGUUCCCGUUAACUGUGGUGCGAGUGGCUACCGCAAACUCACACGACCAGUUUAGGGACUCAAAGCAAGCCGAAAAGGCCUGUCUCCAACUCGCCAUCAAUAGGCAGGACCCUGGAUUUCGAUCAUUGAUGCUCAAAGAACUCAAAUGGAUCCAGUCAGAUGUCAACCGAUGUCAUGAGAGCCAGGAUGGGAAAGUACUCUUGCAGCAAAAAUCCGCCGCUGAACUACAGAUGGAUCAAAGUCUUGCUCAGUACCUUAAGGACAGGCAAUCGGAACGCUCGGACGAACGAUUAGCCCAGAAGGAGGCUAACACUCGCAAAAGACCAGUCUUCAACUACGCUAUUGUUAGCGAUGAUGAUACUGAACACAGUGCCCCCGACGAUGAAGAGAAUGCCUCGGACGCUAAAUACAAUGCCUCGGACGAUGAAGUGAAUGCCUCGGACAAUGAAUAUAUUGACGCAGAACAGCCGAAUGAGGAUGACCAUAUUAAAAAUGAUGCCAGUAAAGAUAAAGAGUCUCUUGACCUUGACGAUACAGAUAAGCUUACUUUUGCACAACGCGAAGAGAUCGAACGAGCGCGAGACAUCGAGCGAUGGCACAAUGCGAAGACCUAG